Molecule: messenger RNA, 4134 nt
Organism: Salpingoeca rosetta
Lineage: Eukaryota; Choanoflagellata; Craspedida; Salpingoecidae
Product: TKL/DICTY4/DRK protein kinase
Exons: 14
Coding region: 1-4134 (1377 amino acids)
Biological process (GO): protein phosphorylation
Molecular function (GO): protein kinase activity; protein binding; ATP binding
Source: RefSeq, a predicted model, not a curated record
AUGCUUGUGCCGCUGCCAUCACGGGCCAACCCCGUGUAUGCAGCCGAUGAUGAGGUGGAACUCUCUCCGCCCAUGCAGUUCAUGGGUGGUGUUAGCGCGCACGCCAGCGCGUCGGCACCGCUGGCCGGCGGGGGUUUUGACCGCCACAGAUCCAAGCGCGAAGUUGUGCCAAGCAGCACUGUGAGCACGCCGCUGACCACGACGCCCAACGCCACGGCUGGCGGCGGAGACGACGGCGAAGGUGCAGGUCUUCUCACGUGGCACAGAUCGUCCUGGGUGUUCGUGCAGAGCCCCGGCUCGCGCCUGUCCCACACAAUGGUUGGCCUGUCUCCACGAAAGGUCAACGGCACCCUGGACUCUGCCGCCAACGGCCGAGCCCUGCUCUUUGGCGGCGAAACAGCGCGGUCGCCCGUCAACGUUGUCCUGAACAACGAGCCGUUUGUGCCCAGCAACGACCUGUGGUUGUUCAACGUGCACACGGCGUCCUGGCACAUGCUCGCACCAACGGGCCCACGCCCGCCACCACGAACCGCGCACGUCGCUGACCUCGUCGUCCUCAACGGCCUCGAUCACAUGUUCGUCUUCGGGGGCAUCAUCUACGAGCGCGGCAACAUCAACUACCGGUUCCUCUCAGACCUGUGGCUCUACAACGUGUCGGAGAACGCGUGGGACAAGCUUCAGCUGGCGGAUGGCUCACCACGACCACAUCCACGCUCAGGCAUGGACGGUGCCAUGUGCGGCCCCACAACACUGUACAUCUACGGCGGAACCUCCACAAGGGGGUGCACAGUGGACAUGGAGGAGUGCCCGACCGAUGGGGCUGACGCGCUGAUUGUGAAAGAAGACCUGUGGAAGCUUGAGUUCGAUGCGCCCGGACCGCUGCAAUGGGAGCUCAUUAGCACGCCCGCAUCGCCGGGCCUGCGCUCGUCCCACUCCAUGAUAUGCAUGCGUGACACGCUCUAUCUCCACGGCGGUGUGGCAGCGCCCAUCCACUUUGCGAACCGAUCCGCGAGCUCGUCCCUCGCUGUUGUGGACGAUGGGUUCAUCUGGACCCUGAACACCACACAGCAGCCACUCAACUGGAUACAGUCGCCCGUUGCGUAUUCGUUUGUGGUGGACGACACGUUCUCCAAGGAGCAGUUUGUGUCGAGCUUUGCUGCUGUCACUGUCCCCUUCUCUGAGAACACGUUUGGUGUUGUUGGCGGCCAGCACCUCGCAACAACCUGGAGACCCUUCAUCCUUGUGUUUGACAUUGACAAGUCUGAGUGGACCAUUUUCCCUCCCACCCUCACGCAGCUGCAGUCGUCCUUCCGCGUGUUCUGCGCAGCAACAAACGUGGCCGGCACUGUCCUCUUCCACGGUGGACACAACAUCCUCACUGUCCUGUCAGACCUUCAUCACGUCAUUCCGGAAAACCGGCUCGUGUAUCCGGUGCCGCAGCAGGAGUUCCCUGUGGAGCGCGCGUACGCCGCUGUCACGUUUGCCCGCGACCAGAACCUACUGAUUAUCCAGGGCGGCUUCAACGGCCAGGUGCCGCUCACGGACCUGUGGACGCUGGACCUCACCACCAAGACGUGGGAGCACACCUUUGACCGCAACCCGCUCGGUGCCCGUUUUGGCCACUUUGUGCACGCGCACGGGAAGCACGUCUUCUUUGGGCUUGGCGCCUCCCUGGUUGGCCUGUACAAGGACAUGUUCGUGUUUGACCUUGAAACGAAGCAGUGGUCUGACGUCACGCUCAACAACCCGGAGCACUACUUGAAGGAGGACUUGCCUCGCGUCAGCCCCAUGUACGCGUCCUACUCCCCAACCGGCGGCAACACGGCGCCCACCACGCACAUGCUCUUCUUUGGCGGGCUCAGGCUCGUGGGCAUCGACGAAGGGUUUCUGCGGCAGGUGCAUUUCAUGGGCGACACGUGGAUCCUCGACACGAGUGACGUCACGGCCCCGACAUGGUCGCGCGUUGACGUGGAGCCUGGCCAGGCCCAACCCAUUGCGCGAAACCUUGGCGCCAUGACGCCAUUCCAGCUGCCGAGCGGCCGCUUGGGCAUCUUCCUGUACGGCGGGUUUGCCACGCCCGGCAUCGAGGCGGGCACACCCAUCAAGGUGCGGGACGUGCUUGAUGUCACUGAGAUUAUGAGCGACGCGUGGGUGUUCUGGGCAGACACCAACACCUGGCAGGAGCUCAAUGCCCGCCUGCCUGGCGCGCGCGCUGCCCACUCUGUCACGUUCAUCAGCUCCCACAUCUUCCUGUACGGCGGGACGUCACAGAAACCGCACAGCGGGGACAUCUUGGGCGUGUCGACGGUGAUCAGCACCGAAGACACGUGGGUGCUGCGCAUGGACACGCUUGACGAUCCGAAUGCCAGCAUCUUCCAACUAGACGGUGCCGACAGCGACAGCGGUGCUGGCGCAGGCGAGCAAUCGCGCAGACGCGAAUCGCAUCCAUCAUCACCAUCAUCAUCAUCACCAUCAUCAUCAUCAUCAUCAUCAUCGUCGUCGUCAUAUGUGAGGCAGCGCCGGCAGCAGCAGCGCCCGCUUCCGGAGUCUGUGGGUGCGGCACAAUCACUCGACAACUGGCUGCUAAUGCCUGCAUCGCUCUCCAUCCCGCGCGCACACCACUUCAUCUUUGGCGUCAACAACUCCCUCCUCGCCUGGGGCGGCCGUGACUCGCAAGGGUUCCACGACACCAACGUGUAUGACCUGCGCCUGGCGUGCCUGCCCGGCUUUGCUUCUGCAACUGGCGACUUUGCAGACUGCCAACCCUGCGCUGUGGGCAGGUUUCAAUCGUUGAUUGGGCAGACGCGGUGCUUUGGCUGCCCACCAGAUGUCACCACCGCCUCUGAAGGCGCGAACAACCCUGUCAUGUGCAGCGUGUGUCGGCGCGGCUACUGCCGCCACGGCAGCUGCCACGUGAGCGACCGACUUCUGCCUGUGUGCGACUGCAGCACGGGCUGGUCUGGAGAUCGCUGCGAAUUCAACCUCGCCGCGUCCAUCUCCCUCAGCGUCCUUAGCAGCUUGCUCGGCCUGGUCGGUUUUGCCUACCUCAUCCACCGGUAUCGCAAGCGCGCAGGCAAAUUCAAGACAUAUGCGCAACUGCAGGAGAAAUUGCUCGGCGAAACCAAAGAAGAGCUGGAAGAACUCGAGCGCGCGUGGGAGAUUUUCCCCGACGAGCUGCAGUUUAUCAAACGGAUCGACACAGCGUCGCCGGGCGCCUUUGGACAGGUUUGGCUGGCAAAAUUCUCCGAUGUUAUGGUUGCUGUGAAGCGGCUGAAGCACGAGCUUGAGGAGCUGGAUGAGGAGGCGCACGCAGAGUUCAUCUCCGAGAUCAAGUUCAUGCGCGGGCUGCGGCACAAGAACAUUGUGUACUUUUACGGCGCUGGCUUCAUGAACAACCAGCCGUUCCUGGUGGCGGAGCACAUGGCACGUGGUGCCCUGGACACGAACCUUGCCGACAGUUCCAUCGACCUCAGUUGGCGCCGCCGUUUGGGCUUUUUGCUCGACACCGCAAGUGGAAUGAACUUCCUGCACUCGCUCAACCCACCGCGCAUCCACCGUGAUCUCAAGAGUCCCAACCUCCUCGUCAACGAGUCAUGGGUCGUCAAGGUGACGGACUUUGGCACGGGCCGUCUCGUGGAGCACUUGCAGGCGGAUGCUGCGCAAUCCCUCGAACUCACAGACUCCAUGCAACCGACGAUGACGUCCAAUGUAGGGACGCUGUUGUGGUGUGCACCAGAAGUGCACGCAGGCAAGCUGUAUUCCCUUUCAGCAGACGUGUACAGCUUUGCGAUUGUGAUGUGGGAGUGCGCCACGCGUGAACUUCCAUUCAACGAAAUUGAGUCGCCGUGGGAUAUUCGCGAAGCCGUUGAUGGCGGUCACCGCCCGCCGCUUGUGGACGACGCCCCCGCGGGCUUCAACGACCUGAUGCAACGCUGCUGGCACCAGGAUCCGGCAGAACGACCCACGUUUGCAACUGCACUCGUCCUGCUCACGGCGAUAUAUGAGGCCAUUCGUGAUGAUGGCUCCACGGGUGUGGCGGCUGCAGCGCCGCGAUCAUCAUCGUCGUCGUCGUCGUCUGUUGGCCGUAAACCCACAAGCAGCGGCUCAGAAGGCGUGUCCUCAACGCAUAUGUGA